AUGAAAUAUAUAAUACAAAAAUAUACAAUAAUACGAAUAAGCAAAAUUGAAAAACCAUUAGAAUUAAUAUUAAAUACACCAGUGUAUUUACAAAAAUUGUCAGACACAGAAUCGGUAUUCGCUAACGAUUACAAAAAACUUAUUAAACAGUUUGAAAAGAAUGCAUUUUUAGAUGAUAUAAAUGAUCUGGAUGAUGAUGAAAUUGAAGUGGUGGAAGAGGAAAAUAAUCAAAAUAUAGAUUUAUCAUCAAGUCAAUUGGAUCUUCAGAAAACAAUAUUUUGUCGUGCUAUAAGAAUGGUUCAUGAAAGUCAACUUCCUAAAAGUGAUGGAGAAAAUUAUUUUUUGGAUAGAAUGUCACCAAACGAAAUAUAUUUAUUAAGAUAUUCUGAAAUCAAACAUUUAUUAUUAGAAGGUUACGUGGAACUUAUAUAA
Messenger RNA from Entrophospora sp. SA101, 432 nucleotides. NCBI's taxonomy places the organism in Eukaryota, Fungi, Glomeromycota, Glomeromycetes, Entrophosporales, Entrophosporaceae. The record is from the annotation of a GenBank genome assembly.